Magnolia sinica is the source of this 1907-nucleotide messenger RNA. RefSeq names its product transcription factor bHLH121. The transcript has 6 exons. Gene Ontology annotation, biological process: intracellular iron ion homeostasis. NCBI's taxonomy places the organism in Eukaryota, Viridiplantae, Streptophyta, Magnoliopsida, Magnoliales, Magnoliaceae. Gene Ontology annotation, molecular function: protein dimerization activity; DNA-binding transcription factor activity. The record is from RefSeq and is a predicted model, not a curated record. The coding region runs from base 384 to 1475 and encodes 363 amino acids.
UAUUAGAUCUGAGAGUUGUUUUUGGGCGUCCCCCCAACAAUGUGGAGUUCUAUCACAUAAACGGUUCGUGUCGAUCGAAAGAAUCCAAAUCCAACGGCUAACGUCCCGACGAAUAGUGUGGUGAUACGUUGGGAUGUACUCUGCAAAUUGAUUUCUCUGAUAUCUACAUGAAGGAACGGUAAUUAGGAUAUAAUCUUCGGCAGUGCGUUUCCACGCGAUUCUGAAAAGAGAUCACAUGUGCAAAACCGACGCUACCCUAGCAGAUGUGUCUUCUUUUCGAGUAGCUAACAGAGAAAUCAUAUAAACACAGAGAGAGAGAGAGAGAGAGAGAGAGAGAGAGAGAGAGAGAGAGAGUCGAAAUCUCCCUGGGCCUUUAUGGAUCCAUGGAAAUCCGACGGUCUCUGUCAAUCUAUCCAAGCGAAUGGCUAUCUGCCUCAAAAUCGGUUACAGUCCAACUCCCUCCCGGAAUCGAGGUACGGUGUUUGCAAAAGGGAUCAAAAUUUAUUAGGAGACGAUCAAGGGCAUUGCACAGUUGCCCACCCAACAAAUCCUUUUGGAGUCAACAAGGGGAACUAGAAGUAAAGGAUUCCAUUACUGCAAGAAAAGUUCAGAAGGCAGACCGUGAGAAAUUGAGGAGGGAUCGACUAAAUGAGCAGUUUCUGGAGCUGGGAAAUGCACUAGAUCCAGAUAGGCCCAAAAAUGACAAGGCAACCAUCCUCACUGACACAAUCCAGAUGCUGAAGGAUUUAACUGCUCAAGUCAACAGACUGAAAGCUGAAUACGCAUCUCUUUCAGAAGAAUCUCGUGAGUUGACGCAGGAGAAGAAUGAACUCAGGGAAGAGAAGGCAGCUUUAAAAUCUGAUAUUGACAAUCUUAGUGUUCAGUAUCAACAGAGACUCAGGGUCAUGUUUCCGUGGGCUGCGAUGGAUCCUUCAGUUGUCAUGGGCCCACCAGCAUAUCCAUUUCCAAUGCCGGUUCCAGUUCCUGCAGGCCCGAUUCCAGUGCAUCCGUCCCUGCAACCAUAUCCAUUUUUUAGGAACCUGAGUCCGGGAGCCAUGCCUAAUCCCUGCUCAACCUUUUUGCCAUUUUCUUCUGCGGGUCACCCCCAAAUUGAACAGCAAUCCACUCAAUACGUUUCCCCUCAUCCGCAGCUGAGCAGGUCUCACAAUGCAAGCAAGCAAGAUUCAAGAAGCAAAUCAUCAGACCGUCAGCGGGGAAGUAAUGUAGAGAAAAGUGUCAAUUCUAUUGAUGUCGUGACAGAGCUAGAACUUAAGACACCUGGAUCCGCAAGCUCUAGUUGUCAUGUUGAAUCUGUUCCUCCUGACCAGGACUUAUCAUCCGAAGGGAGGAAAGGGAAGCAGCGGUCAUCGCUGACCAAGGGUAGUGGGGUUACAGAUGAGAGCUGUUCAAGCAGGUCUUCAUCGUCAUGUGGUCCGCUUGAUAGCUCCUCCAAUAGUGCAGGAGUUGGUCGGUAGCCAGUAAUUAGAGAAAUUUAGGUCAAGACUACAUUGUGCAGGCAUACUAGUAAUCUACAGAGGCUCCUAUGUAUUAAAUGUAAUAGGGUGUAGGCUUAUAUGAGGUUGAUCUUCUGGUCCUAGGCCAGCAACUCCGUCCAUGUAGUCACAUCUUGCUGCUGCAGUUCUUGUAAACAAAGGAAAUGAGAAAAGAAAGAAACGUCCUCAGCGUUUUCUGUUAUUGGGUGUUUCUGCUGCUUCAUGCUUACAAACUAACAAACCAGUUGGGAACAAGAAUGCUCAGGCAAUAUCUAGGCAUACAAUGUAAUUCUAAUUAUUAUUUUUGGGAAAUUUGGUGUAUGGGUAAUUGGAAUCAUAAGGAGUGUAAAGAAAGAUUUCUUUGUCUUUUUUGAAACAAAAUCUCAAUAUAAUAUUCUCUUUAUCCUGUUUGAA